GGUUUAAUCACAUCUGAUCUUGCUGCUGGUGUUUUCAACUUUAUAUCUAAGAAGGCAGGGUUCCAGAACUGAAAACAUUCCAAAACAACAAUUCUAAAUCUAAACUCCAAAAUGUUGUAUGUCAGACUACUGGCCGCUGUCCUCAUAAUGAUCAACACAUGGCUGCUAAACUCUGCUCAAUUAGAUCAUAUCCGAAGAUACAAACGCACAAUGGCUCAGAGAGCUGAUAGUGAACUGGCUCACUUAGCAAGUGAACAGUGCAGGUCCACCAGACAACCGAGACAAGCAGCAUACUCAUCAUCAGUUCCACAUCUCCCUCCAGUGGCUCACCCAAGGAGAUACACCACAAGGCAAAGUGUUCUCUAUCAUAUAACUCCUCUUGAGGAGUCCUCUUGUUCAGGUGGGUGCAAUUCUGAUGCUAAUUCUAACCCGGGACUGGAUAGUGCCUCUCAUUGGGGCAACGGUGAGAAGAAGGUUAGUCGGGGAAACUCAGAGGCAGUGCUACCCAAAGACAAGAAGGAUAGUCAUGUUAAGAUUAUAGGGAUGGUCAGUUCUCCUCGCCCCAACUCCAGCAGAAAGCCUCCCAGUCGGGCUGAAGUGACAGUGGACUCAAACAGUGACAAUGACAAACCAGAGGUUGAUGGUGGGCGCUCUGAGGGCCCACACAAGCAGCUGCUGCUCAAGAAGCAGCAGAGAGUUCUGACUGGAAGGGUCCGCCGUAGCCUGGCAGUCUCACAUGGUGAAGACAGUUGGGCAGCUUUCCCUGAGAACGUAGUAAACUCCCGCGGGAUAUUCUCUACAUUUUGGCAGCACAGUGACUAUUCUGCUGAGAGUGAGGACUACGCUGAGGAGCAGGAGGGACCACCUAGCCCCGGCCGUGCCAGCACGUUGUGGGGUGCCCAGAUUCCAGACAUCCCCCCUAAGUGGAUGUCUGCUUUGUACUUUAAUGGACAGAAGGAACAACUGAGGGUCAAUCCAGCAGCUGGCAUUGAGCUUCCUCGAGCUAAAUUCAGUGUUGAACUGUGGGUUAACCCAGAGGGUGGGCAGACUAACCCAGCCAUCAUAGCAGGGGUUUUUGACAACUGCUCCAACUCCUUAAGUGAGAAAGGAUGGUCCGUAGGUAUUCGCACAGUAAAGCCAGGGGGAAGAAAAGAUGCCAGAUUCUUUUUUACACUCCGUACGGACCGAGCUCCCAAAGCUACCACUAUCUACGGGCAUCAGCGCUACCACCCUAACUCCUGGACUCACCUGAUGGCCAGCUACAAUGGCCACAAGAUGACCCUCUACAUAGAUGGUGCCAAGGUUGGGGAGAGCAGUUUGCAGUCUGGUAACCUCUACAGCCCGUUCAUGGAGACCUGUCGAACACUUCUUCUCGGUGGGGACCAGUCAGACCUUGGGCACAACUUCCGAGGGCACAUCAGAGGCAUUGUGUUAUGGGUGCUCCCUCGCACUCAUGAGGACCUCCUUAAAGGGCCUUCUCGGAUUGAUAAGAGGAAACCAAACCUCGCUCUCUGGGCGGACUUCUCCAAGGUAGAGCAACAGUGGAGUCCUCAUAAGGAGGGCUACCACCCGUCCAUAGUCAUCAUCCCUAUCCCUGAGCAGGAACAUGUGUCUCCCUUCCUGCCCCCUCCCUGUGGAUUAACAGCCUGUGACAACACAGACAUCAUCCUCGGCUACAAUAACCACUGGCAGCUGCGCACAGAGAAAAGGAUCCGCUACCGCAUUGUCAACAUCUGUAACGACGACAGAAGUCAUCCCACUGUCUCCCAGGCCCAGAUCCAGAUGCAGCACCAGGCACUUGUCGAAGCCUUCCGGUCCUACAACAUCAGCUUUGAGCUGAGCACACAUACUGUCCAGAACACAUCUCUACGCCAGCGCUUCAUCCUCAGCAACUGCCGGAUCAGUAAGAUUGGGAACAGGCACUGUGACGCGGAGUGUGACCAUCCACUGACGGGCCACGAUGGUGGGGAUUGUCUGCGUCUGGGGCCCUGCUACAACUGGAAGAGGCGGGAUGGCGUCUGCAACACAGAGUGCAACAGCAUCCACUACGACUACGAUGAUGGAGACUGUUGUGAUCCUGAGGUCACAGAUGUCCUGAAGACAUGCUUCGAUCCAGAGUCCCCAGACAGAGCCUAUAUGAGUGUAAAGGAACUGAAAGAGGUGUUGCACCUGAGCAGCACAGACACCCUCAACGUUUUCUUUGCCAACAACUCAGCCCGUGAAGAGUUAGCAGGGACCGCAACCUGGCCAUGGGCAAAGGAGGCCCUCAACCAUCAGGGUGGAAUGGUGAUGAAUCCAUCCUACUUUGGCACUGUCGGACACAAUAACACAAUGAUCCAUGAGAUGGGCCAUAUCUUUGGACUGUACCAUGUCUUCAAGGGGGUCAGUGAGCGGGAGUCUUGUGAUGACCCCUGUCAGGAGACCACUCCCUCCAUGGAGACAGGAGACCUAUGUGCAGACACGGCCCCUACACCCAAGUCUAAGGCCUGCCACGACCCUGGCCAUGUCAACGACACCUGUGGGAUAACGCUCUACCAGGACACACCAUACAACAACUACAUGAGUUACACAGACGAUAACUGUACCAACCAUUUCACACCAAAUCAAGUGGCUCGGAUGCAUUGUUAUAUGGAUCUAGUCUACGAGAACUGGCUGAAUGACAGAAGGCCCACCCCCAUCCCUCUCAAGCCCAUGGUGAUUCGACAGAGCUCAGUCUCGGUCUCCAUUCAUUGGCUGCCACCUGUAAGAGGGCCACUUCAUCAAAGUUCUCCUACAGUGGAUAGUGUAAACUGCAGGGACUGUGAGGCAGACGGUGUGUUCCAUCAAUAUGCCUAUGAGGCCACCUCGCCCCGGGUCUGUGACUCCUCCGGAUACUGGACACCUGAAGAGGCUAUUGGCCCUCCAGAUGUAUACCAGCCAUGUGAGCCCAGCCUACAGGCCUGGAGUCCAGAACUCAGCCUGUAUGAUGCCAAUGUGACGUCUCCCUGCCCUGAAACCGAGGGCUGCAUCCUGAUGCUGCGCUUCCUCCACCCUGUGGUCCCUAACAGCCUCACUGUGUGGGUCACCUACAUCUCAGCUGAUAACCAGGCGAUCGCCAACAUCGAGCUAAUAACAGACACAGACGAGUCUCUUGACAUGGGUCCACAGCACGUCUUCUGUGAUGUGCCCCUCACUCUACGUGUGCACACCGAAAAAAGGGUGGCAGCUGUCAAACUGAGCACCUUUGAUGAAAAGAUGGAGAUUGAUGCUAUCCUGCUCACUUCUGGGCCCCAUAAUCCUCUCUGCUCCAGUUGCCAGCCUCUGAUCUACCGAGUUGUCAGGCAACCUGCGUUUUCAGGCGAUCUGGUCCAGCAAACUCUGCUUACAUUUACAGACAGUGACGUUGUAAAGGAUGAGGAGUACCAGUACAGAGUUCAGGUGGAAGCAGACGGUCUCCUCAGUGAGCUCUCCCCACCUCUCCUCUAUACCCAUGGAGCUGCCUACUGCGGAGACGGACUACUCCAGAGGACAGAGGACUGUGAUGAUGGCAAUCUGUUGGAUGGUGAUGGCUGCUCUAAGAAGUGCCACAUGGAGUCAGGCUUCAACUGCAAUGGUGAACCCAGCCUGUGCUACGUGUUUGAGGGUGAUGGUGUGUGUGAGGUGUUUGAGAGGGGCUCCAGCGUACAGGACUGUGGUUACUUCACCCCUCAUGGUUACAGUGACCAGUGGGCUUCAACCGCAGCAGCCUCCUAUCAGGAUCAAAUCAAUUGCCCUGCCCUGGGAGCCACCGGAGAGCCCUCACUUAGCAAGCUAUGCAAGCCCCAGUACCUGGAGAUGAAUGAGAAGCCAUCACAUGACAUAUGGUUUCCAUGCACGGCCCAGCCGUACACUCAGACCCACUCUGACGCGGAAGAUACAGUAUGGCUAAAGGUGGGAUUUGCGCAACCUGGAGUCGCCACGUCUGUCAUCAUCUAUCUGGCCUCGGACGGAGCCUGGCCUGGAGAGCAGUGCAGGAAAACAGUCUUCAUCCAACUGUGUGAUACUGGUGGCAGAAACCACUCCUUGGGUUCCUUUGAGCUGUCGUGCCAGCAUAAUCCCCUGGUGGUGAACGUGACACACAACCUGAGUCAACCCUUCUUCCUGACCACCGCUGUCAUCCUCAACUUCUCCUCGCCCUUCGUUGCCGUGACGGGAGUCGCUCUGCGCACGUCGUGUCACUUCAGCGCCCUUGCCCUCACUGGCUGUUCACGACGGCCCUGCCAGAUGGACACAUGCAGUCCUCCUCAGCUGGAACAUGCCUCUGUCACCUGCAACCCCGGGACAGAGAGGACUGAGACCUCUCACUGCACUGUCCACUGUCAUCAAGGUUUUACUCUCACUGUGCUCAGUGGCAAGGGCCACCCACCCUUUCAGAGAGAAACAGAGCUUCAGUGUGUACAUGGAGCAUGGGACCAUGUUGUGAGCUGUCAGCCAAUCGACUGUGGCCCCCCUCACCAGUCUCACGUCUACUUUGCUGUCUUCAGCUGCCCCUGGGGCACAACAUUUGGCAAGCAGUGCUCUUUCACCUGCAACCCCCCUGCCAUACUCCAGGGGGACAGUGAAUGGUUGGUGUGUCUAGAUGAUGGACUAUGGUCCUUCCCUGAAGCCUACUGUAAGAUAGAGUGCCCAGAGCCUCCGACAGUACCCAAUGCCAAGCUCCUAGUGCCCCAGUGCGAUGGUACAGGGCAUGAUGUGGGUACCGUAUGCCUUUACAAAUGUAACCCAGGUUGCUAUGUUACUGGCAGCCUAAAAACAAAGUCCAGAAAGAGGUUUCUGAAGGUGGAGUGUGUAGAGGGGGGCCAGUGGGAGGAGGGUGGCUGUGAACCCGUUCCCUGUCCAUCUCUGCCUGCUGUUUAUGAGGGCAUGUUCACCUGCACCAACGGCAGGCACUACAACAGCAUCUGUACCCUCCAGUGUCCUCACGCCUCGGAAAACCACACAAUUCGCUGCACUAAAGAUGGCGAGUGGACAGAGGAGUUCACAAUGUGUACAAGGUUAAAUGAAGCCUGCCCACCUCCGCCUGAUGUCAAUCAGGUUCAGUAUGCCUGUGACGAGGGCUUCAGUGUUGGUGCAGUUUGCUACCCAACAUGCAGUGUGGCCUUGCAUGACCCAGUGGUUCUAGCCAAUGGCACCACAGCAGACAGCAUCAAGCACUGGAUGCUGCCAGGCGGGGUUCAGGACAUUGUUUGCACAGGAAUGACGAGGUGGCAUCCUGACCCCAAACUCAUCCACUGUAUCCAGUCAUGUGAGCCCUUUGGGGGAGAUGGUUGGUGUGACACCAUCAACAACAGGGCCUACUGCGAGUAUGAUGGAGGGGACUGCUGUCCAUCCACCCUCUCAACCAGAAAGGUCAUUCAGUUUGGGGCCGACUGUGAUCAGGAUGAAUGCACUUGCCGUGAUCCAAAUGCCGAGGAGAACAAGAGCAAAGCCAAAUAUUUGGAAGCAGGACUGUUAUGAACGAUGGAACGGGAUAGGCCAAGGGUGACUCACAAUGAAACAACAAGAUUAACUUCACCCCUGGACAUGAUGUAUUUCCAUUUUGUUUUCCUAUUAGGGAGCAAUGAAGGUUAUCUCUUCUUAACCAAAAAGAAAAACAGUAUUUCAAGAUUGUAGCUUUUAGGAUUUCAACACAAUAACUAAUCUGUAAAGAUGACUAAUUUGUAUAGAAUAAUAUAUUUGGGCAAUCUCUAAUGUCAUAUGUAGAUGUAGUUACGGAGGUCUACAGUAUUUCAACAUCAUAUCACAUAAUACACAUUUAUGCAUAUCAUAGGUACCUAACUUAACACUUUACGCUUAGAGAGUUGUUAGAUGUAGCAGUUUUCUCAAGAAAUAUUAAAAACAAAUAUUGUACCUAAGUGUAAUCUUGUUCUGUGUGAUAUUAUACUGUAUUUUACACUUGAUAUUGAAUAAACUGUAACUUUGUCAGAUGCUGAUUUUAUCUAACUUGUUUGUUUUUGGGUCUCCACACUCUUCUGAACAUAAGGGGAACACAUACAGUACUAUAUGUUUCUUGUGCCCCUAAGGAUAUCCACUGAACAAAAAUAUAAAUGCAACA
This is a messenger RNA of Coregonus clupeaformis (lake whitefish), 6073 nucleotides long. Its product is annotated as pappalysin-2-like. Lineage: Eukaryota; Metazoa; Chordata; Actinopteri; Salmoniformes; Salmonidae. Gene Ontology annotation, molecular function: metallopeptidase activity. The record is from RefSeq and is a predicted model, not a curated record. The transcript has 23 exons. The coding region runs from base 112 to 5475 and encodes 1787 amino acids.